Molecule: messenger RNA, 5218 nt
Organism: Vespula vulgaris
Lineage: Eukaryota; Metazoa; Arthropoda; Insecta; Hymenoptera; Vespidae
Product: transcription factor Sox-21-B-like
Exons: 2
Coding region: 1291-2103 (270 amino acids)
Biological process (GO): regulation of DNA-templated transcription; cell differentiation; anatomical structure morphogenesis
Molecular function (GO): RNA polymerase II cis-regulatory region sequence-specific DNA binding; DNA-binding transcription factor activity, RNA polymerase II-specific
Source: RefSeq, a predicted model, not a curated record
UUGUUCAAUGUCCUUUUUCUUUUUCUUUCAAAACAAUAUCGAAUCAUAAGGAUGAUAAUGAUAUUAAUAAUAAUAAUAAUAUUAUAUAUAUAAUAAUAAUAAUUCUUGAUCGAAUAUUCAACGAACACGUUCCAGGUUUAGAGCUUAUCCCGAGACAAAAAUAGAAGUCGUUCUAGAUCCUUUAGAUGUGCAUAUCUCGGACGAUCUAGAAAGACGUGGCUCCCAGCUCCGCAUUCUUCGUCGUCCAUUGUACGUAAUGCAUCUCUCGAGUCGAAUGCACGUGCCUAACGUCCCUACUACGGCUUAUAACGCUUAUUCGUAUUCUGAUUAGCGCGCACGUGCGAUAUUACGGAGCACACUAGACACACCGUGCUUCUUGUCAAGGUUCUCUCGCGUGGGUGUGGAUCGUAAUCGGUCGAAAAGUAUUAAAGAAAUCUAUAGCGAGAUCUCUCUAUCUUUCUCACUCUCUCUCUCUCUCUCUCUCUCUCUCUCUCUCUCUCUCUCUCUCUCUCUCUCUCUCUCUCUCUCUAUCUUUGUCAUUCUCUCCCUCCCUCUCUGUCUCUAACUUUUUACAAAAUUGUAUUACAUACCUACAUACAUAUACACACGUACAUAAAAAUUUCUAUCGAACUUAGGAUAUUCUUCUUUUUAAAUUAAAAUAAUAUAUAAAUCACUGUAACAAUUAUCAUAAUAUCGUUAACGUGAAAGAAAUUCAAUAUUACGAGAUUCGCUCGUUUGUACCAUCAUCAGAUAAAUACAUUAAGGAAAAUAGAGAAGGAUCGUAUGGAACGCAAAAAAAAAAUAUAAAUAAAUAAAUUCUGCGAAGCAUUCAUUGGCACGUAAGAAUUCCUUCGAUGCUCACUAGCUGCCUCGUGAGAUCUCUCCUCAAUAACAACAACAAACAAAAAAAAGAACGAGAAAAGAAAGAGAGGAAACCUCGAAAAAAAAAAGAGAGAGAACAGAAAGACUACUCGGGCACGUGUCGACGAGUGACUUUCAGUCCCAUUAGCGUACAAACUUUCGACGAGGAAGGACCCGCGACGAUAACACGAAUCAUAGCUCGGAUCAUAACUCGGAUCAUAGUAAUCCAGACUGGCAAUGCGCCGCCAUCCGUGAAACGUCGGAUCGCUGUUAACCUUCUUGCGGUGAGUGGCGCGAGGGUGAACACACCACCGAAGUACUCCCUAAUGGAUGACGAUGGAAGGGUAUGGGUGAAGGGUGGAUGAGCAAUAUGGUUCGUCUUGUCAACGAGCACCUAACCUCCUAAGUGAAUAAUUACGCGUCCUUCAAAUGGAAAUCAAAGUUCUAAGAUUAAGAAACAAAGCCCUACACAUGAAAGAACACCCGGACUACAAAUAUCGACCACGACGGAAACCGAAGAAUUUAGUGAAGAAAGAAAAUAAAUUCGGUUUUUCAAUAUCGCCAUUGAUGUCGCCCGGUGAUACCCUCGGCAACAUAUCUCGUGGUCUUUUACCACCGUUGGCACCACCUUCGCAUCAUCAUCCUUUGAUAGGUCACGACGAUCUCAAGAUACCUCGUUUCUUUCCGCCGUUUCCGUAUCCCCUCUAUCCGAUUCAACACAAGUUGGGUGACGAAUUGAACGGUGGUAAAUUGGCUGCGGAUUUGGCCUUCCAAGCUCUAUACGGUGGUAGCACGUUUUAUUCGAGUCACCAAGCGGUAUCCUGGCCAGGAUUACCGGCGACGACGUGUCUCCAAGCUAAUUGUGGUUGUCCUAGUCCACCGAAGGAUCCGAAAAGGACGUAUUUGCCAUCGAAGUUGGAAGAGAGAUCCUUUCCCAGUCCGGGUAAACACGAGGACGAAACUUUUCCGAUCGAGCGUGAUACUACCAUUGAAGAAUCUCGUUACAGAAAGCUAGAGGACGAAGGAUUAACUUCGACGUUGGAAAGGCAUCAGGAAGAAAGAUCGAGAGAUCGUUUUUCAUCCUCUUCUUCCUCAUCGCCAACCGAUCGACCAGAAAGAGCGUCUAGUACGACAUCGGCAACGACAACGAGUACGGUGACCAAAGUAGAAAGCGUCUUCUCCGUACAAAAUCUUACAUCACCUAGCACGAAUUUGACGUCCCAUCGAAGUCACGUCAUAUGAAGACCGCUGCCGGUUCUCCCGGACCUAAACUUCCGGGGGAACCUUCUACCAACCGGUUGGCCGACGGCAACCGAUUGGUGGAGAAUACCACCGAUGCUUUCGCCGAUCCCACAAGCUAGUGUCGCUAAUCUACCAUCGGCUAACAUCAAGGACGACGAUGUUCACUUUCAAGAAGAACAUCAGAGAAAUUCUGUCGUCUCUAGAACUACCGGGAGGACUGGCUUGCACGUCGGUGCCGCGCAAUGAGAUCUUCUCGAGAAGUAUCAUUAGGUGGACGAGUCAAGUGCAUUUACCGGAACGUGAUCGAAAUGCUUUCAGACUUCUUUUCCUUCUUUUCUUUUAACGUGUUAACGUUAAUUUAUGAUAAAUCUAAAAGCAGUGAUAUUACGUCAAUUUCAUUUCUCCUACGUGUUGUUUAUCUCAGCUCUAAUAAAAACAAGACAUAAUCGACAAGUCUCGCUAAAGAACGUUAUAUCCCAGGUAAGAUGGCCGAAAUUAUUCAAAUUUCGUCGCGACGCUUAACAAUUAAUAACAUAACAUGGAACGAUGGAACGAUAUGAAUUCGAUAUGUAAAUCGACGAAAGGCCGAAAGAAUUCGACGAGUUAGCUUCGAAAGCAAAAGUUAAUUAAGACAAUCUCAACGAAGAAGAAAAAGAAGAGGAGAGAACAAAAAACAGGAAAAAAAUCGACGGCAUAUCUCUCCUACCCUAACCCCUCCCAGUCGCCCAUUGCAAAUUUCGUGAAAAACAUUUUCUUCUUUCAAAGCCACCUAGUGAGUUAGAUAGUCGAAAUCGAUAACACGGCGUUACGAAAAUCCCACAAAGGGAUACGGUACUCCCUUCUGGGAGAUACUCCGUGCUCGUUGGAAAUACUAGAAGAGUCCGAUUUUGAUGAGACAACCAACCCUCUCAUACCACAUAUUACCUACAUACAUGCGAACCGGGCGUGUCUUUGCCAACCGACGAAAAACAGAAAGAGAAAGGGAGAAAGGACGUAGGAGGGGUUGUAUGCGAAAUCGAGAGAGAAAGGACGGAAGAUGGAAAGGGUGAGAGAGAGAGAGAGAGAGAGAGAGAGGGGAAGGAAGGUAGGGAGGGGAUAGGGAUGGAGGAGAAAAAACCUCUUCCAGCGGAGGCAAAUCUCUUCUUUGGGAUGCGGCCAUGCGAAAUAAGCCAAACGUUUUGAAUGCUAACGUAGAUGCGAGAACGGACCCGACACGUAUGUGCUGUACGCGUUCACGGCUAUUUUGUUGCGGUGGCGUUUUCGCGACGACGAAACGCAUCGAUACAACCCGCGAAAUUAUUCAGCGAAAACGUAUGUAUGUAUGUAUGUAUGUAUGUAUGUAUGUAUGUAUGCACGUAUGUAUGUAUGCACGUAUGUAUGUAUGUAUGUAUAUAUGUAUAUAUAUAUGUAUGUACCUACGUAAACGUUUCCGCGUACGCUUCACGGGAAUAUCGAUCACGAGAAAGGUAUUCGCGAAUCACCCGUUGCGUAUGUAAUUACGUAAAAUCGAAUUUUCUUGUUGUUCGAAGCCAAACGGAGUACCUAUCGUUGUCCCCGUCUAGCCAUUAUUCCAUUGUGUAUAUUUUAUAGAUUUUAUUUUGUGACGAUCGCGCAUAUAUAGAAUUGCUGGUGCUUACAAAAAAGUAAAAGAAAAAAAAGAAAAAGGAAAAAAAGAUAAAUAAAAAGAAAGAAAUACGUAGAACUUUUCGAAGCGGAUUUCAUUUCCUUAAAUCUAAACUUUCUUGGAUUACAGUGACGCGUGACACGAUUAGAUUUUCUAAUCGUAUUAAUUGAAUUUAAGAAAGAAUCAAUGGCUAUCGAAAUAGUAGUGCUGGCGCUAAAUUAAACUUUCAAAAUGAAUGAGAGUUCGUUCAUUAUUUUGUUGAAUAGUUAUAUUUACUUAUCGUUUUCUUCGUGAAAAAUUGUUACGAAAAUCGUGCAAUCGAAUUCUUUUGUAUUUUAGUAUUAUAUUAUCGUUUGUUAAAUAGUUCUUAUUGAGUUAAGGCCCACGCGUAAAUAAAUUCCGAAGGGACACGCUAACGAAUUUCUAUAAUAAAUUAGAAUGACUCUGAAAAAGUCGAAAACGCAUUUUACUUAAAACGUUCCACAAAAGAUGUAAAAUAAGUAUAAUGUAAAACAUAUCUAAUAAAUAGAAACAUAUCUUUCGAGUACGUAUGUAGCGCGUUCGUCUCUAUGUAAAAAAAAAAAAGAAGAAAAAAAACAAAAAAGAAAAAACCAAAAAAAAAGACAAACAAAAAAAUCUCAUGUACGAUCCGUCGAAUCUUUUCCAUUAACUUAAAUCCAAUUGCGUUGUAUUACGCCGAGGUGACAUAUAAAAUAAUCACUGUUAAUUCAUGCUGUAACAUAAUGCAAUUUGUAAAUAAAAUCACGAAUUAAUUAAUCACACGAUCGAAUCGAUUAAAAAAAAAAAAAAAAAAAAAGUCCCAGGGUUGUGAAAUAUUUUCGGAUGAAUCGAAGGGGUGGGGGGCGGAAAAAAGAAAAUGGAGAAAGAUAAUAGUAAUCACGAAAGAAUCAAAAAACGAAGACGCUUUUAAAAAAUUUUGCGAGGAUAUCGUUCGUCGUUAUCUUGACGAAUAAAUGACGAUGCUAACAUUCGUAGAGUACAAAAGGAGAAGAACAAAAAAGAAAGGAGAAAAGAGAAAAAAAGACGGGAAAAAAAAGAGAGCACCCUCGUCCUUCGAGUGUUCUUCGUUUUCAGCCUCGUACCACCGUUCACCAGGUCGUGUUUUAUUUCUGAUAGCAACGCUUUCGUUUCUGCUCCGGUGUCGUCGACGCCACAAGGACAUUAUCGCCGGCACGAAGGACCCUUUCUUCCCCCAUAAAGGCAAUCACACUUUCUCCGCGCGGAGAUAACAGCAGAAUGGAAAAGCAAAGACGUUCUUGGCACACACCCCUUCCCCGCCCCAACUUCGCCACGUUUUACCACCCUACGCUAAAUUUCGCGGCUUUUUCUUCUUCUAUCGGGAAAAGUGACUCUCUGGCUUCAUGAUAAUAACCGUACAAAAGGAGGCACGGUAAGGAAGCGAAUUCCUUUUUCUUUUUCCUUUUUCUUUUACUACUACUACUACUAUUACUACUACUACUACUACUACUA